Molecule: messenger RNA, 695 nt
Organism: Macroventuria anomochaeta
Lineage: Eukaryota; Fungi; Ascomycota; Dothideomycetes; Pleosporales; Didymellaceae
Exons: 1
Coding region: 147-509 (120 amino acids)
Source: RefSeq, a predicted model, not a curated record
CGGGAAUCGGGUCGGGCGGGACGCACCUCAACUGUGUGAGUUGUAAUUCGCCGUGGAAAACGUUCAGCUCUUGGCUGCGAUGCUAGCCACCACAACUGCGCGCUGCCCAAGACUUCUAAUGCACACAUGCGCAUGAUCCGGGUUGGAUGGAGAAGGAGGGGUGCCAAAAGAGAUGCGGAGACGUGUCCGCGAAGUUUAGUGACACGUCAGAGUGUUGUAGUGAUCGAAUGUGGAAGUUGCUGCGGUGUACUUGCCUUCUCUUUUGCGGCCUCGUGCCUGCAUGUGCGCGUUUACCUAUGCAAAAUGGCGGAUUCGUAGCUCAGAGUCAACAGAAGAAUUAUAGAGGUACAAAGGUGCUAUUUGGGGUGAAUGUAGGAAGAACUACUGCUACUGACGUUCGCUCUUGCUUGAUUGAUUUGGCCGCUGCCAUCUUCCACUCAGACAUGAAUUGCGUCUCGCGUAUUACUACUACUCAACCACACCAGAAACCCACAGCUCACAGGCUGUGACAUAUCGGAACGGCGUGAAAUAAACGUACUAAACUAUAGAAGAGGGGUAUGCGCAAUUUCAAUAAGCAAUGCCAAACAAACGGAAGGUACAAAAAUGCAUGCAGAUUCGGGGACGAACUCGACGGACAUAGUAAAGGUUUGGGUAUGGGUACAAGAUGUCCAAGUAAAAGUGUAGGAAGAAGAGAA